UAUAAAUACCAUCCUCCAAAACUCUAAUAAGCAUAGAGCAAACUACAUUACUUAGAGAAAGAAGCAUUGAGAAAGAUUUUAGAGUUUGAGAAAUGGAGAACUUCCCAGUUAUCAGCUUGGACAAGCUCAAUGGUGAGGAGAGAAAAGUUACUAUGGAGAAAAUCAAGGAUGCUUGUGAGAACUGGGGAUUUUUUGAGGUGGUGAAUCAUGGCAUACCCUAUGAUUUAAUGGACACUGUGGAGAGGUUGACCAAAGAGCACUACAGGAAUUGCAUGGAACAAAGGUUCAAGGAAUUAAUGGCCAGCAAAGGGCUUGAGGGUGUUCAAACUGAGGUCAAAGAUAUGGAUUGGGAGAGUACCUUCCAAUUGCGUCACUUACCUGAGUCAAACAUUUCAGAGAUACCUGAUCUCACUGAUGAGUACAGGAAGGUGAUGAAGGAAUUUGCUUUGAAGAUAGAGAAACUAGCAGAGGAGCUGCUAGACUUGUUCUGUGAGAAUCUUGGACUAGAGAAGGGGUAUCUCAAAAACGCCUUCUAUGGAUCAAGGGGACCAACUUUUGGUACCAAGGUUGCUAACUACCCUCCAUGCCCAAAUCCAGACCUGGUUAAAGGUCUUCGUGCCCACACUGAUGCUGGUGGAGUUGUCCUUCUUUUCCAAGAUGACAAGGUCAGUGGCCUUCAGUUGCUCAAAGAUGGCAAGUGGAUAGAUGUGCCUCCUAUGCGCCAUUCCAUUGUCAUCAACCUUGGUGACCAACUUGAGGUAAUCACCAAUGGUAAGUACAAGAGUGUGGAGCACCGUGUGAUAGCACAAACUGAUGGGACCAGAAUGUCAAUAGCCUCAUUCUACAACCCUGGUAGUGAUGCUGUUAUAUACCCAGCACCAGCAAUAGCACAGGAGAAUAACCACGUGUACCCAAAAUUUGUGUUUGAGGACUACAUGAAGCUCUAUGCAGGGUUGAAGUUCCAAGCCAAGGAACCAAGAUUUGAAGCCUUCAAAGCAUCAAAUGCCAAUCUGGGUCCAAUUGCAACUGCUUAAAUCUGUUUUACUAUAACUACAAAAGGUGCUUGUUUAGAGAAAAGCAAAGAGAUGUAUAAGUAUCUUAAAUGAGUAUGUGAUGAUUUACUAUAGUGAGUGAAAUGAUUCCUUGUACUAUUAUAAAAUGACCAAAAAUAUCGAUGUUUUAUAGUAAACUAUUAUUCAAUUAGAAUAAUCUUUAUUGCCUCUUGUAUUUCUCUAUC
Molecule: messenger RNA, 1237 nt
Organism: Gastrolobium bilobum
Lineage: Eukaryota; Viridiplantae; Streptophyta; Magnoliopsida; Fabales; Fabaceae
Product: 1-aminocyclopropane-1-carboxylate oxidase-like
Exons: 4
Coding region: 93-1034 (313 amino acids)
Source: RefSeq, a predicted model, not a curated record